UAAGCGCGCGGCGAACUGGAACUGAGAAAAGUCCGUUCGCGUUCGGGCUUGUUCGUGGCGGCAACGUCGCAUCCGUUGCAUAUAGGCAGAGUUUGCGCCGCGCGUCUCCCAUUCCCGUAUCAAAGCAACGCGCGUGAGCGCGAGUGAGAAAAAGAAAGCGCGAGACGAGAGGAGCGCGCGCGACGGCCAUUUUGUGCUUGAGCUAGCCUACUAGAGGCUAUAGCGCUGCAGCAGCGAGAGGGAAGCUCGUCGGCGCGCGGAGGCAUAUCCAGCAGUAGCUAUCGUCGCCGUCGUCCGCGUCGUAAUCGCGAGUAUAAUAUAUAGUGCUCGUCCGCAGCAGCCCCCACCCUUGGACGGGAAACAAGCGAAGGUCGUCGUCGAGCAGCAGCGUGCAGCGAUAUACCACCGUCUACCACGUCGGCCGCCGCCGGACGACACUCGCAUAGCGGCGGCACAGCUCCGCGGAUAAUAAUCGCGAGCUCGGAUUUUUGGUUAGGUGCUCACUGUGUUUUGUAGUUGUAGCUUCAGCGCCGAAGAGACCAACAUAACCAGACACGGAUCGGCUAGCCUCGAGGAGGACAGGGAGUCGCAGAAGUGAAGCUAAAAUGAUAUCAGUGAUAAAGUAGCAGAACAAUCACUAGCAAUGGAUGUCAGUGGGGAUCUGACCCUCCAGUGGGUGGAGGAGGUUGGGAACGUCAUCCACGAAGAAGUAAUAUGUGGUCUCGAAGCAGAAUUAGAUGCUCCUGUGGAGGAGGUGGUUGGAGCAUGCGAAGAAGUUACAGUGGAGGAGACAGUCGAAUCUGUUCCAGAGGACUCUGCUACCAUAGCAGAUACAGAGAUUCUGAUGGUUCCACAGACAACUGACAUGGAAUCUAUCUAUAUUGUCCCACAAGACCAGGGUCAUGAUUAUCUCAAUAUACAAGUCACAGAGGAAGUCAUCACGGAUAAUUGGGAUAGAUCAGGUCCUGAUGAUGGGAUGGAAGUACCAGAAACAAAAGUUUCACAUGAUAAUUUACUGGAGUAUGAUGAUAUGGAAAUACCUUUGCCAAUCGAUCAAGACUCGUACACAAAUACAAGACCUUAUCCGUGUGACUUCUGUAGUAAAAGAUUUAGAAAAAAGGCAAACCUUAUGAAUCAUAUGGUGACACAUCAAACAGAACGUCCUCAUGGUUGCAAUCUGUGCGGUGCUCGUUAUGUAAGAAAGUCUGAUUUAAUGAAUCAUUUGAAAAUUCAUGCAUAUGCUCCUACUCGUGAUGGUUUGGAAGACGACUUGGAAGAUCCACUAGCAACUGAAGAAGAAGAAAACCAUCCUGUAAAAGGUCGGAAGAAGAAGGUACAAACUAAUGUACCUAGAAAACGCAAGGCUCCUCCUGGAGCUAAGAGGACAACUCUUGAUGUUGGAGCUAAAUUGGACAUAAGCAAAUGGACAGGUCAAAUGACUAGUGAACAACAGGUGCCACGAUGGCCAGUUACUGAUGCCACAAAACCUUAUGUGUGUCAGUUUUGUGGAGUUGGUUUUGCUAGGGAAAAGGCCCUUGCAUCUCAUUCACGCAUUCACGGUGGCGACAGCCCAUUCGAAUGCACGUCCUGUGGUGAAAUGUUCUGGGACGUCAAUACCCUUCAAGAACAUAUGCGAGUUAAGCACGGUCUUGGCAUUGUUCAACCUGAACACGAAGAAAUUGAGAAUGAGUCCAAUUAUGCAGGUGAUGAAAGGUUUGGUGAAUUUUUCUGUGAAACCUGUGGGGUUCCAUUCCAUCGGUUAGAUCUUUUGAAGCGACAUAAAAAGAUUCAUAUAAAGCAAGAAGUAGAUCCAAUGGAUGGUGAAAGUUCCAGUCAACAUCACGUUUGUAACGUAUGCGGCGAAUGGUUCGAGGAAGCUUUAGCAUUGUUAGCACAUGCUGAAUCGCACGCUAGUAGGUCGCCUAGUCGCAGGUGUUUAUUGUGUGGAGAAAGGUGUCGAGAUGAUGCCGAGCUUGCAGAACACGUUCGCGAGAUGCAUGCAGAAGACGCGCCUCCAAACACAUGCGUCAUGUGUGGAAAAACUUGCAAAGAUAAGCGAAGUUUGUUAAAACAUUCGUGGAUCCACAAUACAGACAAGACAUUUGGCUGCACUAAAUGUGGAAAGCGUUUUCAUAGUAAAGCAAGAUUACGAAGGCACAUGGUAUCGCAUCGCAAUAAAAUGGUCGCGUGCGACGAAUGUGGUGAAGAGUUUCCUGAUGGUCGAGCUCUUGUAAGCCACCGUCACUCUCAUAAUAAAGAUCUAGGUGGACGUACCUUUCCCUGCAGAGAAUGUGGAAAAACUUUUGGCAGUCGCAGUUCCCAGCAAAUUCACAUUCGCAUUCACACUGGUGAACGGCCAUACGGUUGUCGCUUCUGUUGGAAAGCCUUUGCAGAUGGAGGUACUCUUAGAAAACACGAGAGGAUACACACAGGCGAGAAGCCCUAUGGUUGUGCCAUAUGCCCUCGUGCUUUCAAUCAAAGAGUUGUACUUCGUGAGCAUGUUAGAGCUCACCAUUCAGGACCUGAUCCUAAGUGUCACAACAGCCUGACACCUUAUAUGUGCAAGGUUUGCGGAGACACGCUGCCCACCUCGGAUGAACUAGUAGCCCACAUAGUAGCCCACUGUGACGAGAAUACUGCGUUGCGUCGCCAGCCACAAUCAGGUCCACGCAAGUACAAGCGCCGACGCAAGCUCAAGCAAGACGGCACGGCAUUCGGCGGUCGUGUAAGCGAAUCCUUAGACAAUAUUGAUGCACCCUCGGAUUCGGACGAAAACACUAAGCGCAAACUUGGCAAAAAGAGCAAGCAACACCGUGCUAAUGUCGAAGAGGGCUACCAGAAUGUCCUCAAGAGUUUUGAAAGCUCAUUGCAGAACAUAAAUUCGAUCGUCAGCAAUUCUAAAACGCACCCAGCUAAGACGAAAACUCCCAAGAAAAAGCCUAAGAAGGAAGACAAGAAGGGCGGUGUGGCUACGAGUAGCGGUGCUGAUACGCCUACUGCCAAUCAUCCAGGCAGACCAAAGAUGAUUCAUACACAGAAGACUAGAGUGCCCGUUGAGAUGGGUACAGAUGGAGUAAAGAAGGGACAAAAAACAAAGACCAUGGUAACAAGAACGCCAAAAGUUAUGCCGAAUGAGCAGCAGACUUUAACGUCUCCUCAAAUGCAUCAUAAGGUUCCAGGCGUUUUUCCUGGUGGCGAAAGAAAUAGGCCGCGUACGAAGAACGUCAGUUAUCACGUGGAAGGCAGACAACAGUUUAUACCUGCUACCUUUGCCAAACCAAGGGAUGAAGAGACUGAGGCUGCGUCCGGAAUAGCGCCGGCCAUAGAAAUGGUCAAUAUCAAAAUUGAGCCCGAUUUACCAAAAGUCGCCCCUAAUCAAAAUCACACGAUCAAUAAUAAUGGCGAUAUUGUUGAAUUCAAGCAGGAAAAGCUUGAUAAGCCGGAAAAGCCGACUCCAAAGAAGAGAGGGCCGAUUAAAAGGACAAAAAGGAGGCAAGCUGCUGCAACGAGAAGAUCCAAAGAUAAGCUUGCGAUACCUGUAGCUGAGGUGCCUAAUAACAACAAUAUUGAAGUACCCGAGCCGAUGAUGCAACACGUGGAAAUGUCGCAGCAAGAGGAAACACCAACUGCACAGGAACACCAGGUACAGCCAACGCAAUUGUUCGAAUCGGUGGUCGACGGCAAUAAUCUUGAGGUGGCAUUCGAAGCGAACGUUAUCUCAGAACAGGAGGAAAUGGUGCAGGAGUCGAUACUGCCUGACCUAGACAAAGUAAACCACGUAGAUGACCUGGGCUCAAGCAGUAGCGGGGUUGGCAACGUAAAGCUCAGUGUUAAGGUGGAGUCGGCACCGGACGGUAUGCUCGACGUGCAUAGCCUGAUGGGCUCCGUCGAGGAGUCGGUGCCAGAGACCAUUAUACCAGAUACGGUAGAGUACACCUGCGAGAUGUGCGCUGCCGUUUUUGAGACGCGGGCCGAGCUCCUUGUGCAUGUGCCCAUACACAUUUGAUUCCACUCGGCGACGACGGCUCUGAACAAGCAAGUCUCGAGGUUUGUUCUUUAUUAAAGAAAAAAUAUCACCUACAGACACACGAGCAAACGCUCGCUCCCAGAAAUUAUAUGAUAAUAAAAAAAAAAUUAGUUUCCUCACUCAUCCUCAUAAAAAUAGCACUUUUAUCCAAAAUGAAUGGAUGAGAAGAGGCUAAUGGCUGGCUGAAAAGCAAAAAAAAAAAAUAAUAUGCUUUCAUGUUAGACGUGGGCACUGUUUAUGACUGAACUUAUGGAGUAUUCUAACGGUAAUCUAUUUUAAACAAUUGAUUAGCGGCUGAUUAUUUUUAAAACGAUCAGUAUUCGUUAAUUAGGGGAGAUUUGCAUAAUUUAGGCGAAAUAAUUCUUAAAAUCGAUUAUUUAUUAUACCAUACAAUUUUUUAAACGAAUAUAAACAACCUAUUACGACUUAGUUACUCACGCUCUUAAAUAGUGCUCAUGUUUAAUUUAGGCUUUGAAUCGUUUUUGGAGUUCGAACCUAACAAUGUAAACACCUGUUGCUGUUUUGUAAAAAUGGUUUUCGAUCUCUGAUUGUAUUCAAACAUUUAGCAUUCGUUUGUAUGGACAUUGACAAUAUUAGACUUGUUUGCCAAAAAUUUGUCUAGACUACAGAUCCUUUUAAUUGAAGUUACUGCUGAAUUUAAAUAUUCGUCUAUUAACGAUUCUUUUGUACUGCCUGUGUUUGUUUUUUGAAAGAAACGUUUUACUUCAUGUUUACAUUGAAGUUGUCCACAGUUAAGUAAAAGGAUGAAAAGAUUAACCAUUACAUCAUUUAUUCGUUGAAUGCAGAUUUAAAUAGUUUUGGGGACAUAAAUAGUUAUUGUUAUAUUUCCAAAGGGUCAUUUAAAGUUUUACGAUAGAAAAAUCAUAGAACAGGUAUCAAUAGAUAGGAACUGGAGUAUGUUCUACUAUAAUAUAUUUUAUUGACGUAAAAUUUGAAUCAGCUUAGUUGCUACUAGAAUUUAAGUUACAUAAAUAUUGUGUGAGCAAUAUAAACACCGAUCGUACUGAGAGUACAAACAAAGAAAAACAAUCAGAAAACCAUUUCCUCGCACCUCGUACAUCACACCAAUGAAUACAUAACACAUGCAUCGCCCAUGCAAUACAGUAAUGGCUUUGAGCUUCUAUAGUUAUUAAAGUAUUGCAAGCAUUUUUGCAAAAAAGACAAAUUAUAUCAUGGAAAUUUUAAUUAGAAAACAAAUUACGCUUAUCGUUAUAAAUCGACAAUUGCAUUAUUUUAGAAAAACAAGAGAAUCUGUAAUAAAUUUAAAUAAAUUUGUAUUAAUACCCUUCAGUAAUAAUAGUGAAAGCUGAAGGGUGCAUCAUUCAAAUGUCUUUAGGACAAAAUUUUGUACAAAUUUUAUAAAUGUUUGAUCUUUAAAAAUUACGUAAAUUUCGAUCAAAUUUCAUAAAAAUGUUAGAUGAUCCGCACAAAUCACAAUAGAAAAAUUCUUAUACCUUAAUGAUAGUUAUAACACAUGUAACAUAAACUUACUUACACGUUUGCUAUCUCCAAAUAUGUUGAGUGUUUGGAUACAAUUAAUAUAUCAAAUGUAAAUUGCAUAAAUGAUAUUCUGGUAAAAUAUGUGAGAGAAACCUUGUACAUAAUAAGAUCAAAUUUUUUAAUCGAAAAUUUACGAGUACAUAUUUACUAAUGCAAUGCAUUGAGACGCACCAUCAAGCCAAAAAUAAGCAGCUUACCUUCAUUAUUAAAAAGUGUAAAAAUAGACAUCCAAGCUUAGUCUUUAUAACGAGAAAGUAUAAUUCAACUUCUAAGGGAAAUCAAAAUAUUAGUUACUCUCUGCAUUUUCGCUGGUUGCCAUUUUAUUUAAAAUAGGAAAAAAAGAAUUGAAUUCACAAACUGCAUAUUUGACAAUAUGAAUUUGACAAUAUGGCAAAGCAAUCGAUUUUUUUAUUAUUUUUUCAUUCAUAACAAUUGAAGUUACAGUUUAAUUUGUGCCUAAUUUCUACUCUAAAGGUAUUCUGCAUCAGCUUAAAAUUGUUUUUAAUUUUUUGUUAUUCACAUGUUUUUUUGUCUGCAAUAUCUUGUACAGUUUUGACCAAAACAAAGUUUUACACUAGUAAGAAUUAAAUAAUGGUUUGAACUUACUUUAGAUAGAUAACAUAUCUGGCAACAGAUUAUUCUUUGUACUAUUUAUACUUUAUUAUUGAAUAAAGUAAAAAAAUUUAAAAAAUUUUAGAAACAUACCAGGCAUGAAUUGUAACUUCAUCGAAAUAUUACGUUUCAUCUAGAGACGUUAUUUUCUUAAAAUAGUUUAAAAUUAAUUUUUUUUAACUUUUAAAGUAUUUAGCUCUUUAAGUAUACAUAUUUUUAUAUAUGAGUACAUAAUGAAUGGAGGUAAAGAAAAAAAAAUGAAUUAGAAUGAAUAAAACAUAAAUAUUUGUUAACUAUUAUUAAUUGAAAUUUUAUAAAGACAUAGUUAAGUGAUAAAGUGAAUUUCUUGUGUUGUAAUACAAAUAUUGAAAGCAUGUUAUGAAUAAUAAUACUUGUAUAUGUAUUCAAUAUUAUAAGAUUUAAUAUGUUACAAAUACAGGUAGAUUAAUCGAUGGAAAAAUAUGUUAUAUUGAUCUGACUGAAUGAAGAAAGUUGAUUUUGAACAUGUAAAAUUUUAAGUAACUAACGUCUCUGAGAAUGUGAAAAAUUAUUGGUACGAAUGCAAAUUCGCUGUGAGUUACACUUUAUCUUGUACAUAAUGUCAGAAAAAUUCUGCAAUGAAAUUUAAAUUUAAGAGAUUAGGUACUAGCUAAAAAAAGUGCACUAUGAUAAUGAAUAUGUAAAUAUAUUUACAUAGGAUUUUUCUCAUUUGUCUAACAAUAUUAAUUUAGGAGAGAUCAUUUUAUGGCUCUCUAAAUUAUUAUUUGUAAUUCUAUAUAAGAGAAGCUUACACGCGAAAAAAAGAACGUACUAAAAAUGCGCGACUGUAAGAAACAGAAUAAUACCGAUAUAGAAUUAUUAUAUAAUUCAGCCAUUGAUUUAACUCAUAAAGCAAAUUAUAAAUGUGUAAGUAAUUGUGGUUUUGUCUUAAGUCAAACUAUAAACUGAAAUACAUUUAGUCUCACGCAUAGCAUAUACAAAUGUGUUGUAGUAUAACAUGGGCAAAUUUUAGUCGCUCUGAGAAAGAAACUUCUAUUAUAUGUACCAGUUCAGUUGUAAUCUAAACUACAUAGUAUAUAUUUAGAUAUACAUAAAAUAUAUAUAUAUAUAUAUUUAAGGAAUAAAUCGAUGAUCUCUUAUCUGCGGUAAGAUGAGUAUAUAUCUAUUGCCAAGGAUAAGAGAGAAAACAUUGUACAUAUUAUCUUAUGGAUAUAUGGUAUGGUGGUGUAAUUCACUGUUAACCGUAGUUGUAUUUUUCUUUGAAUAAAUGAUUAUUAGAUAUAUCAUAAAA
Molecule: messenger RNA, 7451 nt
Organism: Nasonia vitripennis (jewel wasp)
Lineage: Eukaryota; Metazoa; Arthropoda; Insecta; Hymenoptera; Pteromalidae
Product: zinc finger protein 594
Exons: 8
Coding region: 644-4006 (1120 amino acids)
Biological process (GO): regulation of transcription by RNA polymerase II
Molecular function (GO): DNA-binding transcription factor activity; RNA polymerase II cis-regulatory region sequence-specific DNA binding
Source: RefSeq, a predicted model, not a curated record